CUCCUCGGAUGGACGUCAAAUCGGCCCGCCCCCCACCAGCUCUCCCUGUAGCUGCUCCCUCUCCGCCCACACGGAUGCUCCUCUCCGUGGCCUCCUCGCUCCAGUAUUCCUCGCGCGCAGCUCCACCUUGUUGGCUCUACACCCGAAAUACUGCGCAGGGCUCACAACUUCUCUCCAUCCUAAGCCAGGCUGCCGUCACCUCUCAUGAGAUGGUGCUCCAGGGCGUCGGACCAUGGCUAUUUCUUUCACUGCGAGUUCUCUCUGGUGGCUGACUCAGAUGCAGUAUUCAAUAAAGGCUACAGCCGGCCUGGUUGACCAUGGCCCUUUCUGUGGAGACCGAGUCGCACAUAUACCGAGCUCUGCGCACUGCAUCUGGGGCUGCUGCCCACAUUGUGGCUCUGGGCUUCACCAUCUUUGUGGCUGUACUUGCCAGGCCUGGCUCCAGUCUCUUCUCCUGGCACCCCGUGCUUAUGUCUCUGGCUUUCUCUUUCCUGAUGACCGAGGCACUGCUGGUGUUCUCUCCUGAGAGUUCGCUGCUGCGCUCCCUCUCACGGAAGGGCCGAGCACGCUGCCACUGGGUUCUGCAGCUGCUGGCCCUGCUGUGUGCACUGCUGGGCCUGGGCCUUGUCAUCCUUCAAAAGGAACAGCUUGGCAAAGCCCACCUGGCCACGUGGCAUGGGCGGGCAGGGCUGCUAGCUGUGCUGUGGGCAGGGCUGCAGUGCUCAGGUGGGGUGGGGCUGCUCUACCCCAAAUUGCUGCCUCGAUGGCCCCUGGCCAAGCUCAAGCUGUACCAUGCCACUUCUGGGUUGGUGGGCUACCUUCUGGGUAGUGCCAGCCUCUUGUUGGGCAUGUGCUCACUCUGGUUCACUGCCACAGUCACCGGUGGGGUCUGGUACCUGGCUGUGCUAUGCCCUGUCGUUACCAGCUUGGUCAUUAUGAACCAGGUGAGCAACGCCUACCUGUACCGCAAGAGGAUCCAGCCGUGAGCUCUUCCCAGAACUAGGGGAAGCCUGGAUUUGCCCCUCAGUGUGGUAGCCGGGGAUGAGACCUCCUGGACUCUCUCAGCUGACUCAGUCACGGGGCACCUCAGGCAAUGGUGCGGUCAGGGGUAGCCGGAGUCCUUUGUGUGACAUUAUUACUUGCUCCUCAUGCUGGAGUACCUCCCCUUUCCUUCUUUCUCUGCCAUCCCAGAGGAGUUUAUGGAUCAUGUGUCUGGAUGAAGUUGGGUUGCAAGACUGCCCCCUGCCCACAGCAACUCAACUUGUGCUGGUAUGUCCAGAAAUGAGAUAAGAGAAAAAACUAAAAUAAAAUUUUAAAAAAGA
Messenger RNA from Balaenoptera acutorostrata (minke whale), 1322 nucleotides. RefSeq names its product transmembrane reductase CYB561D2. Gene Ontology annotation, molecular function: transmembrane monodehydroascorbate reductase activity. NCBI's taxonomy places the organism in Eukaryota, Metazoa, Chordata, Mammalia, Artiodactyla, Balaenopteridae. The transcript is spliced from 5 exons. Gene Ontology annotation, cellular component: endoplasmic reticulum. The coding region runs from base 318 to 986 and encodes 222 amino acids. The record is from RefSeq and is a predicted model, not a curated record.